CGGUGAACAGUGCUGGUGAACAGUGACCCGACGUGAACAGUAACUCCACUUCCACAAAUUGGCCAAAACACUAGCUAAUCUCACGGGAUUUUCUCCAAAAAUCACAACAACUAAUCAAGCUAAUUUACACUUAAACCAAGCUUAAAAACAUAGCUUAAGCUAUCAAAAUUCAUCCCCAAUUUCUGCAAACUUUCGGACAUCACAAGGGCAACCAAUCCAUGGACAAAAUUCAACAAUUAAAGGGGUGAAUUAGGACUUAGAGAAGUUGCCACAUACCAUAAAUCCAGCAAGCAAAACUGGAGUGCAGAUUGGGGAAGGCCGAUGGGAUCUGCAGGGGGAAGCUCACGGAACUACCCAAAAUUAAAGGAAAUAAGAGCAAUCAAAGUUAACCCAAGCCAAUUCAAGUAAGAACAAAGGAAUUAGGGGCUGUUCUUACCAAAAAAAAUGCCUAGAAAUCACCCACAAUCAAGAGCAGCCGACGGAAGGACAAAGCAGAGCAGGGCAGAUCCGACUUUUCCAGCAGGGGGGAAAUUUCUGGGUUCUAGACAAGAGGAAGAAGGAUUUGACCCUACAAUACCUCAUGUUGAGAUAUUACUUAGGGCAACUGGUGGGGUCAAGAAAGGAUGGCUGAAAGGUUUGGAUAUACACACACAUCCACAAGAUAUAGGUGUGAGCACAUCUAGACGAGAACCAUUCAGGCCACCCAUUAUCGGACAGUCUAAUAGGGUUAUCGAAUUAGAGCAGACUGUUGAAUCAUUGAAGGCAGAUAAUCAAAACCUUCGACAACAAGUGUUUAAUGUUUUGGCAGAUAAUGAUAGCCUAUGGCAGCAACAAUCGACCCUUGCGACACAGAUGCAGCAACUCUACCAGUAUUUAGGGAUGACCCCAACGGAUACCAAUGGGACAGUCACCCUUAGGACACCCCGAGAUAUUUAGGUUUUUCAUAUUUCAAUUAAAUAUUUGUACUGACU
Molecule: messenger RNA, 971 nt
Organism: Rubroshorea leprosula
Lineage: Eukaryota; Viridiplantae; Streptophyta; Magnoliopsida; Malvales; Dipterocarpaceae
Source: the annotation of a GenBank genome assembly